GGGGUGAGGGGAUCUGGUGUUUUGAUUGCUCGCUUCCCCGUUUUUACCUUAUUUUCGGGGAGUUUUAAACAUUGAGGUCGGCGGAGGAUCGGGGGCACGGAUGCGGGGAGAGGAGUCGUCGGAUUCGGAGAGCGGCAGGAUGGAGGAGAGCUCGGCGCGGCACAGUUUGGAAGCCCUCUGUCAGGAGUUAAACCUGGACGAACAGACGGCGACCGAGGCCAUGGAAAACUUCACUGCCAUCUGCAACACGUACACUCUGGAGGGGGAGGUGGUGCACUGGUUGGCUUGUGCUCUGUAUGCUGCCUGUAGGAAAAACUCUAUUCCCACUGUGGGCAAAGGUCUGAUGGAGGGGAACUGUGUGUCUCUGACCAGGAUCCUGCGCUCGUCCAAACUCAGCCUGAUCCAGUUCUUCUCAAAGAUGAAGAAGUGGGCAGACAUGUCGAACCUGUCGCAAGACUUCAGGCUGAGGAUGGACCGUCUAGAGAGGAAUUUUGAGGUCUCCACGGUGAUCUUCAGGAAGUUUGAGCCCAUUUUCAUGGACAUGUUUCAGAACCCCCAGGGCGCCGAGCCUCCACGGCAACCACGCAGCCGCAAACACAGACGGCUGCCCUGUCACAUUAGCGAUGUGUUCAAGUUCUGUUGGACAUUGUUUGUCUACACCAAAGGUAAUUUCCGUAUGAUUGGUGACGACCUGGUGAAUUCCUAUCACCUUCUGCUCUGCUGUUUGGACCUCGUCUUUGGCAACGCUCUGCUCUGUUCAAACAGGAAGGAUCUCAUCAACCCCACAUUCAAGGGUCUACCUCCUCAGUACAAACUGGACGGGCCUGUGCCGGAUGACCCUCCUCCCUGUGCUCUGGACAGACUGUGUGAGCUCCAUGAUGGGCUGGUGGUGGAGGCCAAAGGCAUCAAACAGCACUACUUUAAACCAUACAUCCAGAAGCUCUUCGAUAAAGGGAUCCUAAGGGGAAACGAGGACUAUCUGACUGAUAUGUUGGACCCUCACAACUUCAUUGAUAACAAUAAAGCCAUAAACCGGGAGUAUGAGGAGUACGUCCUGACCGUGGGAGACUUUGAUGAGCGAGUGUUUCUUGUAGCAGAUGCUGAUGAGGAAAUCGGGACGCCCAGAAAAGCAGUUCAUGAACAUGUCCACAUGGUGGCGCACAGCCAACUUCAACAACAUGUUGAGAAGUCUGGCUCUCUAGCGCCCUCUACACCUCUGACAGGACGAGUUUACCUAAAGGAGAAGGACCUCCUGGUUACGCCGGUGUCGUCUGCCACUCAGAGCGUCAGCCGGCUGCAGAGUAUGGUGGCCCGAUUGAGGACAGCGCCCAGCGAAAACCUCCUGCAGAUAUUCAAAUCCUGCACCCGAGAUCCCACUGAUGCCAUUUUGGGUCGAAUCAAAACUUUGGGACAAACUUUUAAAGAGCAUUACACCAAUGAUUCAGAGGACUCUCCUGGAUCACAUAUAGACUUUGCAGAGAAUCGACUGAAGUUGGCUGAAAUCCUGUACUACAAGAUCCUGGAAAACGUCAUGGUUCAAGAGACCAAGCGCCUGCAGGGGAAAGACAUGAGUGUGCUGCUGGAGCAGGACAUGUUCCACUGCUCUCUGAUGGCCUGCUGUCUAGAGGUGGUGCUCUUCUCCUACAGUUCACAGAGGACCUUCCCCUGGAUCAUCAACGUCUUCAAACUGCCACCAUUCUACUUCUUCAAGGUCAUUGAGGUGUUCAUCCGGGCAGAGGAGGGUCUGUCCCGGGACAUGGUGAAGCAUCUGAACUCCAUCGAGGAGCAGGUCCUCGAGAGCCGAGCUUGGACCUCAGACUCUGCCCUGUGGACCGCUCUGCAGGCCGUGGGCCACAAGGUGCCCACUGUCGAAGAGGUGAAUUUCUCCUCCAGCCUGGACACUGGCUCCAACUCCACAGGAGGGACCAGUGCCUCAAACCCAGCCCAACCCCAGUCUCACCUGCCCAUGGUCACCCUGUCCCCCAUCGUCCACCCACGCAUCAGAGAGUUCAGAACCACCAUCGGCAGCGCCGUCAAAACUAUCCCUGCCUCCCCUCUGACGGUCCACGACAGAUAUAGCUCCCCUGCAGCAGGAAGUGCCAAGCGCCGUCUUUUUGGUGAUGACCCUCCAUCAUCGGGGGCAACAACCAAUGGGAGCGUAAUGCCAUCCCCUGCAAAGAGACUUACCUUUGGGUCCACCAGUACGCUGAAGAUCACCCCUCAGCCCCCCACACCUGGCACCAUGGUACUGCAAGGAGUGAAUACAGACCGGACUAUCACGCUGAUCCCAGUGCAACAGGUCAACCCCUCAAACGCUGUCACCGCUCACUUCCUGCUCACCACGUCCCCAAGUCGAGUCAACAUGCCUCCCGCGACCUCUGAACCCCAGGCAGGGAAGCCACGGCGCACAGGCUCACUGGCUCUGUUCUUUAGGAAGGUGUACCACUUGGCGAGCGUGCGUCUGCGUGACCUGUGCCUGAAGCUGGACGUGAGCUCAGAGCUGAGGGGGAAAGUCUGGACCUGUUUUGAACAUGCUCUGGUCCACUGCACCGAGCUCAUGAAGGACCGGCAUCUGGAUCAGCUGCUCCUCUGCAGCAUCUACAUCAUCUCCAAGGUGACCAAAGAGGCAAAUACCUUCCAGGACAUUAUGAAGUGUUACCGAAGCCAACCACAGGCCAACAGUCAUGUGUACCGGAGCGUGCUGAUUCGUCACACUACCAGAGAUCAGGUGCCAGAUGAAAACAUGGAGGUGGACCCAGCCUCUGGAGGAGAAUCUGCAGAGAAGAGCAGUCAGAGCUCGGAGACUGACCAAUCAGGAGAGGAGGAGCGUGGUGACCUCAUCCAGUUUUACAACUCUGUGUUUGUGCUGAAGAUGAAGAGCUUUGCUCUCAGAUAUGCCAGUCAUGACAAUAGGUCGGAUGCCCCGCCCUUGUCCCCGUUCCCUUCAGUGCGAGCUCAGCCUCUCUCUCCUCGGAGGAUUUCUCAAAGACAUUCUCUGUAUGUGUCUCCUCAUAAGAACUCCCCCAGCUGUCUGUCCCCCAACUCCUACACCUAUCGUAUCAACAACAGCCCCUCCAAGGAACUGUCGGACAUAAACCGUAUGAUCCGUCAGGGCUGUGUGAGCCGUAAGAGAGCCUUCAACAUCGAUGGCGACGUGACGAUGUCAUCAUCGUGCGACUCUCCCAGCAAGAGGGCAUGUCCUGAGAACGGCAGCAGUCCUGAUGUUCUGCUCAAGAGACUACAGGACGUGGUGUCAGAGAGGCAGAGUCACUGAUCCCCCUGUACUUAUGUGUGAUAAGUAUGAGGUGUGGAUAUAACUAACAUAAUCAAGUGUUAUUUAUUGUGUUUCUAUUAUGGGCUAAGGGACAUGUGACUAUGUGAAUCAAUGGUAAUAAUGCCACGUUGCCCUUUUUUCUUAUACUUUUUUUUUUUUUUUUUUUAACUAAUCUACCAAAGCUAAAAAGCAAAAACUACAUAAUACAAAGAUGUGAAUUUGUAAGUCAAAAAUAAAGUCAUGUCAAGUUAUGUAGCAAAGACUAGGCUACCAUCUUCCAACACAAAAUAUAUUCAGUUUUGUCAAAUGAUGCAAUGUAUCAAAAACUUGAUGUAAAAUUCAAAGCUCACCAAACAGUAUUAGGCAAUGUAGAGUUGUAUUCACUGCUUUUGACAAUUUGAGAUUGAACUAAAAUUACAAACUUUUUUUUUUUUUAACUUUAUGUCUACGGUACUUUUAUUACAUUGGCUAUAUUCACACCAGCUACUGUUAUUACACCAAAUCUGAACCACUAAAUGUAAGCACAGUAUUAACAGCAAUAACAUUUUACUGUUGCUUUUACCUUUUUAUACCAGAAUAGACUUAUAGUUUGAGACUGGAGUAUUUUGUUCCUUCUAAAACCUGUAAAUAUCUUUAAGAAAUUAAUAAAUCAAGUUUUAAUAAUCUCCUUUAGUUCUUAGUGCUGCAGGACAAUGUGCGUUUUAAUAUUUGUACUUUCUUGUUUUGAGCUCUUGAAAUAUAAUUGUAUCUGAAAAUGCUGAUCAAUGGCAUAUUUGUGUGUAACUGUGUAGCAUCUACACAACCUUUUACUACUGUUUUACUAAUCCGAGUCCACUGUUGGAAAUGUGACUCUUGAGUUUCAACUAGGUGUAAAUUAAAGUGUUUAUUUUUUCACUAUAAACAGCAAUAAUGAUGAAACUCUGUACAUUCAUGUUCAACAAAGCACAGCUGUAUUUUCUGUAAGACAAGUUUUGCAAUAAAUUUCCUUUAUAAAUGU
Molecule: messenger RNA, 4271 nt
Organism: Periophthalmus magnuspinnatus
Lineage: Eukaryota; Metazoa; Chordata; Actinopteri; Gobiiformes; Gobiidae
Gene: rbl1
Product: retinoblastoma-like 1 (p107)
Exons: 22
Coding region: 101-3274 (1057 amino acids)
Biological process (GO): cell differentiation; negative regulation of G1/S transition of mitotic cell cycle; regulation of transcription by RNA polymerase II
Cellular component (GO): chromatin; transcription regulator complex; nucleus
Molecular function (GO): RNA polymerase II transcription regulatory region sequence-specific DNA binding
Source: RefSeq, a predicted model, not a curated record